AUGCCGCGGCCAUCACGUGAUUCGUACGGUGACCAGAAGCCGCCCUACUCGUACAUCUCCCUCACAGCGAUGGCCAUCUGGUCGUCGCCGGAAAAGAUGCUUUCCCUCAACGAUAUCUACCAGUUCAUCACCGACCGAUUUCCGUACUAUCGCACCAAUACCCAGCGCUGGCAGAAUUCGCUCCGGCACAAUCUAAGCUUCAACGAUUGCUUCAUCAAGGUGCCACGGAGACCGGACCGUCCGGGCAAGGGCGCAUACUGGACGCUGCACCCGAAAGCCUUCGACAUGUUCCAGAACGGUAGUUUGCUCCGUCGGCGAAAGCGCUUCAAGCUGCACCAGACGGACAAGGAGUGUUUGAACGAAGAAUUCAUCGCGCUGGCCAAUAUGAACCGAUUCUUCAUGGCACAGAGCGGUGCCCCGACGUACCAUCAUCAUGAUCCUGCCUCGUACUAUCCGCCACUGUCGGAACCGAGCAUGGUGUAUGCACCGAUCUCGCCGCCCUUAUCGCCACCGGAGGACAUUGGUGGAACGAUUCUUGGUGGUACGCCAGUUGGUGGAAGUGUUGCUGGAUCUGAGUCACCGGUCAGUGUUGCUUCCCUGCCACCAGCAACGGCAGCACCAACCGUGACAACUACGACGGCCAUUACUAAUCCUAAACCAAAGCGAUCCUUCACGAUCGAAAGUCUCAUCGAGCCGGACAGUUCGUCCGAUUCGGAAGAAAGUACGGACCGGUCGCAACCACAAGCGUACCAGCAGUUCCAGCAGCACCAACAGCUAGAACACCUUCGCCAUCUAAGUCAGCAGCAGCUGAUGAGCAAUCUGACCGCUUUUAACGAGUAUGCGGCAGCGGUGCAACAUCAUCAUCAGCAGCAGCAGCACCAACACCAACAGCAUCAAGCGGCCGUUGCUGCAGCAGCCGCAGCCGCCGCAUACGCCGGGAAUGUCCCACUUCAUCCGCUACUGUUACCGCUCGGGAAGAUGCAAUCACCUGCCAACUAUUUCCUUCAUUCCGGCGCAUCCUACCACCAUCAUCCUCACCAUCUGCAUCACCUGUAUCCUGGCCAUCUACCGACGUCCUCAGCAGUUGCUGCAGCCGCCGCAGCAGCAGCAUCGCAGCAUCUUCAUCCGCAUGAGCUAGCACAUCAAGGUUUGCGCCCAGAACCACCGUCGCUAGCGAUCGCGUAA
This is a messenger RNA of Anopheles maculipalpis, 1185 nucleotides long. RefSeq names its product fork head domain-containing protein FD4-like. The record is from RefSeq and is a predicted model, not a curated record. The transcript has a single exon. NCBI's taxonomy places the organism in Eukaryota, Metazoa, Arthropoda, Insecta, Diptera, Culicidae. Bases 1 to 1185 code for a protein of 394 amino acids. Gene Ontology annotation, biological process: anatomical structure morphogenesis; cell differentiation; regulation of transcription by RNA polymerase II. Gene Ontology annotation, molecular function: DNA-binding transcription factor activity, RNA polymerase II-specific; RNA polymerase II cis-regulatory region sequence-specific DNA binding.